This is a messenger RNA of Thecamonas trahens ATCC 50062, 1805 nucleotides long. RefSeq names its product STE/STE20 protein kinase. Gene Ontology annotation, molecular function: protein kinase activity; ATP binding. The transcript has 2 exons. The record is from RefSeq and is a predicted model, not a curated record. Lineage: Eukaryota; Apusomonadida; Apusomonadidae. Bases 1 to 1788 code for a protein of 595 amino acids. Gene Ontology annotation, biological process: intracellular signal transduction; regulation of MAPK cascade; protein phosphorylation.
AUGUCCGCACAACCGUCGUCGGAGGACCCGUCUGCGCUGUAUGACCUGGGCGUGCUGCUGGGGCGCGGCUCGUUUGGCUAUGUGUACGCAGGGCGGUGCGUGGCGACGGGCGAGACUGUUGCGGUCAAGCAGAACGAGAUAGCCAUUCUGUCCAAGGUCUCGCAUGGGAACAUUGUCCACUACAUAGCCUCGUACUACACAGGCUCUGCGCUAUGGAUCGUCAUGGAGUGCUGCGAUGGCGGCUCGGUCACCGAUCUCCUCGACAAUCUCAAUCAUCCGCUGCCGGAACAUGUCAUCGCCUUCAUUGUCCGUGAGUCGCUCGAGGGUCUCAAAUACCUGCACAAGCACAAGUUCCUCCACAGGGACAUCAAGGGUGGGAACAUCCUCCUUACCGCUUCCGGCCAUGUCAAGCUUGCUGAUCUCGGCGUCUCGGGCCAACUCCACGACACCUUUUCCAAGCGCAACACCUUUGUCGGCACGCCGUACUGGAUGGCGCCCGAGGUCAUCAUGGAGCAGGGCUACGACGGCAAGGCCGAUGUGUGGUCGCUCGGCAUCACUUGUUUCGAGAUGUCCCAGAUGCUCCCGCCGUAUGCCUCGGUCCAUCCCAUGCGUGUGCUGUUCAUGGUGCCCAAGCGCGAUCCGCCCAAGCUCGAAGACCCCGAUGCUUGGUCGCCACUCUUUGCCGACUUUCUGAGCGAGGCUCUGACCAAAGAGCCGCGCUCGCGGCCGUCGGCCUCGAUGCUCCUCUCGCACCCGUGGGUCAAGGGCGACGCCGUCGGCUCACCCUCGGACGUCGUCCACAUCAUCGAGGAGGCCGCCGAGGCCAAAGCCCGCGCCGCCGCCGAGUCGGCUGCCGAGCUGGCUGCUGCCAAGGCCAAGCAGGCGGCCGCCGUUGCUGCCGCAAACGCCGCCGCCGAUGAGAUCGACUCGGACGAGCUUGAUGAUGAGAUGGGCACCGUCCGCCGCGACCCGGGCUACCGAGUCACCGGCCUCGACACCAUCUCCAACCAGGCCUUUGUCAUCGACGACAACGACGACGAAACAUCAUACAAUCCGGGCACCAUCGAGUUCAACAGCACCAUCGAGUUCAACACCAGCGGCCUGGCCUCUGUCACCUCGCCCAACUCCAAGGCGCUGCGCAACCUCGACGAGGACGAGCGCCUGCUGCUCCAGGUCUCGGCCGACGAUCACGAGGCGUCACUGCUGGCGUCUGCUGCCGCCGCGCCGCCCUCGCCGUCUGCCGACAGGGUCCUGGCCGCUGCGGCCUCGGCCGCCGCCGCUUCGGCUGCCACCGCAGCUCCGGCCUCGCCGCGCCUCGCCCGCGACCGAGCCUCGACCGCCGUCCGUUUCGUCAAGACGACCGAGACGAUCUCGGGUGACGACGUUGACCUCGCAAACUCGGUCCGCAUGGGCGCCACUGUCCGCCUGCCAUUCCUCGACCUCACCAUGUUUGAUCCGGACGUGCUCGUCGAGCCCGACUCAGACCCGGCCGGCUGCCGCAUGGACAUGGAGGACACCAUCAAGUCGCUCUCGCCGCUUGACCUCGACCUCACCGAUUGGUACACCGACGCAUACAUGCGCAACAUGCUCAAGACUCUGGCCGCCGCAAAGGCCCGCCGCGCAGACUCCUCGGUCCGCCCACCGCCCACCUCGCCCACCCGCCGCCCGUCCCUCGCUGCAAAGCUCGCCGCCAAGCGCGAGGCCCGCCGCCGCGAACGCUCAAAGAUCCGCAACGACCGCAUCAUCCACGACCUGCAGACCACCCUCCGCACCAUUUACCGUGUGUAAACAAACGCCGACCUACA